CUCGCUCUGGAGUCUUUUUCUUCGCAGAAGCCCUCUGUGUGUCAGCGUCCGCAGGUCGACCGCGGCACUCAGUACUCACGAGCCAAGCGGACGCGCAUGAGUUUGAGUUCGACUGCAUGCUGGCGCUGACUUUCUCAGCUGAACUCUGCUGCACAACUAGCUGUGAAGAGUUUUUGCUAGCAGUGGUCCUUCUCUCGGGAGAGGCGCUGUAGAUUUGCAGUGCCCAGGCAAUUCCAGCAGGUGUGCUCACUGCGUCGACUCCGUUUAGCAGGACGCUGUUUCCAUCGUCCGCGAGUGAAAUUUCCUGUCCAUCAUGUCGUGGUGAAACGAAUCGCAUUCAAAGCAGCUGCCGACGACAGCCUGACAUCCCCGCGGAUGCGUACAGAGAGAGAGAUCACGAGGAACGAGUUUCUUACAGCGGCUCUGCGGGUCUUGCAUGCACGCGUCGACUUCCUGAAAAAGCGCAAGGCUUCUCGACCGCUCGGGAAGUCUCUCUUCUGCUGUCGCUCUCUUUUCACACUGCGACAUCACUCCUUGCUGGGUGCUACGCUCCCGUUAAAAUCUCUUUUCUCUGAGAGACUCGGCGCCUCCAGGCGAAAUCGUCGCAGCCACCGAAGGCGUCAGACGCAGUCUCCUCACCAGACGGACGGUAAAGUGCUGCAGCUUUGGCUCUCGGAACUCGUGACGUCAAUUUUUUCUCUACCUUUUCGCGACUCUGAGGAGACAACCGGAGACUAGCCGCCCGUCGCGCGCAUCGUCGAGAAAGAACGCAGAAGGAAAGAGAAGAAACAACAGCAACAGCGGGGAGACGAAACGAAGAAGCGAAGAGAUGAGAUAAGGAAGCAGAGAGAAGAGAUAAGGAAGCGGAGAGACGAGAUAAAGAGGCAGAGAGAUCUCGCGACGAUUCUUCUCGCUGUUCUGUGCAAGAAGGAGGCAAAACGUCCUCUUUGCCAUCUCCCCUCUUUCGUUCAGAGUAAUGAAGAUCGCCAUCGAGGGAUGUUGCCAUGGCGAGCUCGACGCAAUCUACAGCUCCUUGGCUCGCCUCGAGGAGAUGCACAAAAUGAAGGUGGACCUCCUGAUUUGCUGCGGAGACUUCCAAUGCGUUCGGGACUCGAACGAUCUUCAGUUUCUCGCCUGCCCGCCGAAAUACAGAGAUCUCCGCGACUUCCCGGCGUACUUUCGAGGAGAAAAGGAGGCUCCUUGCCUCACCGUUUUCGUAGGAGGAAACCAUGAAGCCCCGACUGUCCUCCGCGAGCUAUAUUAUGGCGGGUGGGUGGCUCCGAAGAUUUUCUAUCUCGGUCACGCGGGCGUCGUCAACGUCGGCGGCGUUCGCAUCGCGGGGCUCUCUGGAAUUUUCAAGAGUCAGGACUACCGGAAAGGGUACUUCGAGAGGCCUCCGUACACUGAAGACACCAUGCGUAGUGCCUACCACGUCCGAGAAUUUGAAAUUGCCAAACUGAGUGAGCUGACGGGGCGCGUAGACAUCGUGGUGACUCAUGACUGGCCGGAGGGGAUUUACGACUUCGGAGACAAGACAGAACUUAUACGGCAGAAGCCUUUUCUGGAAAAGGACAUUCAAGCGCACGAACUGGGCAAUCCGCACUCGAUGGAAUUGCUGAAAAAGCUAAAACCGGCCUUUUGGUUCGCGGCGCACCUGCACACCCGCUUCGCUGCGGUGUACGUACACCCGGGGCCAGAGGGAAAGGCGACGCGUUUCCUCGCUCUGGACAAAGUUCUGCCUCGACGCGAGUUUCUUCAGAUUCUUGAAGUCGAGCCUCUUCUCCCUGCGGGCUACGUGCAACAGCUUUCUCCCGGUAUCAGUCGGCGCUCUCCGACUCUGUGUUACGACGAAGAGUGGCUGGCGAUUUUGAGGGCGAAUCAACAGGUCCUUCCUGUGAGCCGAUUCCCCCAGAAGUCGUGUCUAGUCACAAAAGCCACAGCUGACGACCUCGCGACAGUGAAGAAAAACUUGGCAAGUUUGGGUCUGCGAAACUACAGGGAGACUUCGAGUCCCAAGCGACUUUCUCUGAACUCCGUGGGCGCUGCGGCUGCGGCGGAAGACGCGCGGAGAGAGAGCGACGGAGAUCGGAGGUCUGCGCGAGAGGAAAAAGAAGGCUGUGAGGAAGCAGCUGCAGGCGUGUCUGCCGGUGCGUCGGUGCAGAGGACCGAUGUCGCCGCGGAAACACCGCCACAGCCACAGGGGGGGCAAGAGGAGAGCACGGUCUUCGAGUGGAUCAACUGGGCAGACCCCCGGGCGCCCUACACAGAGCUGAAGGAGCAGCGCCUGUUUCUGCUGAGAAACAUUCUGGGAUUCGACGAAGCAGACGAUAAAUUCGGCGAGGCGAGGCAACGAGAAGCCGCAGACGUCGACGUUCCUGUCGACUGGACUUCCGGACAUGUCGACCCACAACGCACCACGGAAGAAGUCGACAUUUGCCUCGACCUUUCAGACGAGGAAACGGCGUAAACGACGCAGUCCCGGCUGCGCAAAAAGACGAAAGAACGAGUUCGUGAAGGUCGAAGAAAAGAGAGAACGACAUGAAGGUCGAAACAAAAAGAGAACGUGAAGAUCGACGAAGAGAGGUUGACCGUGAAGGAAGUUGAGGCGAAAAGAGCGUCUCUGGCGUCUCCUGUGGAGGCAGACGCGUGGUCUGACGACUCGAGGAAACAUUGCACCGCUCUUCUCUUCUCUGGCGGUCGGCCUUCUUGAGCACCCACAUCUGAUGUAUAUCUCGCGAAACGCAGUGAAUCUCGAUGUCUCCGUUUCUAGAAACGCUCGAUUCCUCUGACAGGUGAAGAGACACUCGGACCAUCUCUCCGAGUCUCAGACAGCCGAUGUGCAAAGGUGCAACUCCGCAUGAAUAAAUGCUGAAUGGACUUCUCUGCCCUCAUUUCUCAAACUGUCCUCGGUGGCGAAUGAAAAGACGCUGGGUAUCUC
Molecule: messenger RNA, 2938 nt
Organism: Toxoplasma gondii ME49
Lineage: Eukaryota; Apicomplexa; Conoidasida; Eucoccidiorida; Sarcocystidae
Product: Ser/Thr phosphatase family protein
Exons: 10
Coding region: 977-2467 (496 amino acids)
Biological process (GO): mRNA splicing, via spliceosome
Cellular component (GO): nucleus
Molecular function (GO): RNA lariat debranching enzyme activity
Source: RefSeq, a predicted model, not a curated record